UCAGUUGUAGUUUAACGUUCUAGCAGUAGGUUGAAAGUCGAAUUCGAGUCCCAAAAAGGAUACAGUUUAGUAGUAGAAUGUAUUAUACUAUUGGAUUGCUCAGCCUGCUGGCCUUGGGAUGCAGUGCAGCUCCCACGGAUAAAAACUACUUUGCUGAUUUGCCAAAGUGCUCGACUGAAGAGGAUCAGCUGGGUGAGUGCGUGAAGCAGCUGUUUAACACAUUGACUCCGCGCCUCAAGGAUGGCAAUCCGGAGCUGAGAAUCGAGCCCUACGAACCUUUGCACCUCAACCGCACCAGCUUCCAAUACUCCAGUGGCACGGUCAAUGGUCGCAUCACUGUUCGCAAUGCCAAGAUCUAUGGCUUCUCCUCCAAUCGCGCCAAAGAGGUGUCCGCCAAAGUCAAUGGCGACAAGGUGAAACUCCGUUUUGUCACCCAAAUGCCCAAGUUGAACAUUGUGGGCAGCUAUAAGGCCGACAUGCAGGUGAAUCAGCUGCAACUGAAGCCCAAGGGUGAAUUCAACGUAACGCUCUUGGACGUGGAGGCCACAACGGUGACCGAUGGUGAGAUCUACGAGAAGGAUGGCCAUCGGUUUUUCCGACUCAAGAAUAUCGAUUCAAAGCCAAAGAUCAAGGAUUUGGUCAUCAAGGCAAACGGAAUAUUUGCAGAUCCAGAACUGGAUAAAAUCGCUCUGAAUGUGGCUAAUCAGUAUUGGCGCGAUAUCUACGGAAUAAUGCUGCCUGAGACCCGCCAGUUUUGGCAACCCCUUAUGUUGCGAAUGUUCAACGAGGCAUUCGAACUGGUUCCCAUCGACCAGUUUCUCAAGGAGUAGCUCAAUUGGCGGUUGGAUUUAAUAGAAUGAUGAUGGUUAAAUAGAAAAUAAAUUGUUCCAUUAGGUGCUAUUAAAUGAUAAUA
Messenger RNA from Drosophila mauritiana, 913 nucleotides. It is a transcript of the gene Jhbp13, whose product is annotated as circadian clock-controlled protein. The transcript is spliced from 4 exons. Lineage: Eukaryota; Metazoa; Arthropoda; Insecta; Diptera; Drosophilidae. The record is from RefSeq and is a predicted model, not a curated record. The coding region runs from base 78 to 830 and encodes 250 amino acids.